This is a messenger RNA of Clarias gariepinus (North African catfish), 2458 nucleotides long. RefSeq names its product casein kinase 2, alpha prime polypeptide a (gene csnk2a2a). Gene Ontology annotation, biological process: regulation of chromosome separation; protein phosphorylation. Gene Ontology annotation, cellular component: protein kinase CK2 complex; cytosol; nucleus. Gene Ontology annotation, molecular function: ATP binding; protein serine/threonine kinase activity. The transcript is spliced from 12 exons. Lineage: Eukaryota; Metazoa; Chordata; Actinopteri; Siluriformes; Clariidae. The coding region runs from base 1100 to 2155 and encodes 351 amino acids. The record is from RefSeq and is a predicted model, not a curated record.
ACUAAAUAUGGUGAGGAAUCCAGGGCUUGUGCCCCCUACGCAGUGCACUACGUAUCUCCCAGGAAGGUGGAUUGGGAUUCGGCGUUUGAUUCUGCGGUUUGAAACAGAAGGGGUGUGAGUGAGAGCUAGCUAAGCAGUGCAGGGGAUCCCUCCACCCCCUUGGCGGAACAUUUGGGAAAAAGCUCAAGACGAAUAUUACUGAUAUUAUUAUAAAUAUACAUAAAAUUAUUUUCCGAAGCCGUGUAUUUGAUACGUACCUGGCAACCUUCUUGCGUUUUGAAAUAACUGAUAUUUUGGAUAAAACCGGUUUGAACUGAUAUUAGGAGGGUCGCGAGACGUUGUCGUUGACGAAUCGAGCUAGCUUGUUAGCUAGCUAUCCAUCCGUGUGUGUGUGUGUUAGCUUACAGUGGUUAUAAACCAUGAUGUGGACUAAAACCUGUUUAGUUAUUUAAAGAAAUAUCAGUCUAACUGGUGUGUAUAUUAACGUAAAAAAAAUUGUCUUAGCUAGCAAUAAUAGCUAAGUGCUAGCCAGACUUAACGUUAAUUCUACGUUAUAGUGACUGAGUAAGGAGCGCAACGCACAGUAUAAAUGAAUACAUUGUAAUUAACUUAUCAUCAUAGUCAGAUAAAAAUAAUAAGCUAUAACCGUUUGUAAUUGUUUACAUAAAGACAAGUUAGUAACGUUAAAUGCGUAGCGAGCCGUGCGCUGAGCUGACUAGCAGGCUUCGCAGUUGACAUGUUUGUGCAUGUGCGUGUCGUUUAGCGAUCCAGCUGUUCAUCACGCAUCACUAAAUCGUAACGUGUUUACGCAUCCAGCUAUGCGAUCUCGGCGAAAUGUUUCCUAGCAAGCGUUCUUAAGCUGGCGCUGUGUCAGAAAGUGUGCAGGCUGCUUUCCGGCACACUCGGACACUCCUUAUCAGGACCGAACAGGAGGUCAUGGUCCCAGCUGCAUUGCGGCCCUGUUUCACCGGAGAUACCAGGCACACAUUGCUACAGUGAACCAGGCUGUACACAGAGCUGCGAGAAGACAAGACCAGCUUUGCGGAGUCGUGUAGGGAGUGCUGUGGUCGGUGGGGUAAAGGCAGACCCGUCAUCGCCCAUGCCCGCCAUGCCUGGUCCGGCGGCCAGCAAAGCGCGGGUGUACGCUGAUGUGAACACUCUGAAGAGCAAGGAUUACUGGGACUAUGAAGCACACGUGCCUAGCUGGAGCAACCAAGAUGAUUACCAGUUGGUUCGGAAGCUUGGAAGAGGCAAAUAUAGCGAAGUGUUCGAAGCCAUCAACAUCAACAGCAAUGACAGGGUGGUGGUGAAAAUACUCAAGCCUGUCAAGAAGAAGAAGAUCAAGCGAGAGAUCAAAAUCCUGGAAAACUUAAGAGGAGGAACCAACAUCAUUCGCCUUGUAGACACAGUCAAGGAUCCUGUGUCUAGAACACCAGCUCUUGUCUUUGAGUGCAUCAACAACACAGAUUUUAAGGAUCUCUACCAGAGAUUAACAGAUUUUGAUAUUCGUUUCUACUUGUAUGAACUUCUUAAGGCUCUAGAUUACUCUCACAGCAUGGGGAUCAUGCAUCGGGAUGUAAAGCCUCAUAACGUGAUGAUAGAUCACCAAAUGAGAAAGUUGCGCCUGAUAGACUGGGGCCUUGCCGAGUUCUAUCAUCCAGCACAGGAAUAUAAUGUAAGGGUGGCAUCGAGAUCAUAUAAGGGGCCAGAGCUGCUGGUUGAUUAUCAGAUGUAUGAUUACAGUUUAGACAUGUGGAGCCUGGGCUGCAUGCUGGCAAGUAUGAUUUUUCAAAAAGAGCCCUUUUUCCAUGGCCAGGACAAUUAUGAUCAGCUUGUUCGUAUUGCGAAGGUCCUCGGGACCGAAGAGCUUUACAGCUACCUUAAUAAGUAUCACAUUGAACUGGACACACGUUUCAAAGACCUGCUUGGACAGCAAACGCGAAAGCGCUGGGAGCACUUUGUGCAGCCAGAGAAUCAGCACUUGGUGAGCCCUGAAGCCCUGGAUUUGCUAGAUAAGCUGCUGCGUUAUGACCAUCAACAGAGAUUGACUGCUCAGGAGGCCAUGGAGCACCCCUACUUCUAUCCUGUGCUGAAAGGACAGCCUCUCUCAAACUCAGAUGGCACCCUGGCAAUAAGCAGUUCAACUGCGACAUGAUGAGCUAAAAGUAAAAGGAAAACCUUUUUACCUCAGUGUUUGGCAGAGACCCUGCGUUUCAGGUGUAAGCUUCACUCUACUGAAGCAAGAAGUAAUUUAGUAUCACAAGACAUGUACAGAAAACUGAAACACACCGGGCUGGCCGACUCCCUCUCGUUUAUUCACUUUGUAUUAGUGCUGCUUGCCACAGUUACUUAGAUACCAAAAACAGUGGUAUUCUGUAUGUCCCCUUCUUUCCUCUUUUAAGUUAAAGAUCUCUCUUUAAAAACAAAAACAAACAAACAAACAAAAAAAAAAACAAAA